UAAGCCGCUGUCAAUCACAGCUCUGUAAAAGCGCUGAUUGGCGGGAGCUGGGCAUGUUCGUAGACUGAAGAUGGCGGCUACCAUUGUGAGAAACAUCGGGUCAAAGCUGGGCAGGAACCUGAGGGAGAUCAGGGUCCAUCUGUGUCAGAGGUCUCCGGAGAGUCAGGGGGUCAGAGACUUUAUUGAACAAAACUAUGUAGAACUCAAGAAGGCUAAUCCCGAAUUUCCCAUAUUAAUCAGAGAAUGCUCAAAGGUUCAGCCUAAACUAUGGGCAAGAUAUGAAUUUGGGAAGGAAGUGAGCAUCCCAUUGAAUAAUCUGAAGGCUGAACAAGUAGCCAGAGCCUUGGAGUCUGUUGCGAACAGCAAGCCAUAAAGCUUCUCAUUGAACCAUUCUGUUGUUGGAUACAUUUUGCCUCGAUGGACCAUGCGCUAG
Messenger RNA from Nanorana parkeri, 433 nucleotides. It is a transcript of the gene NDUFA2, whose product is annotated as NADH:ubiquinone oxidoreductase subunit A2. The record is from RefSeq and is a predicted model, not a curated record. The coding region runs from base 71 to 373 and encodes 100 amino acids. The transcript has 3 exons. Lineage: Eukaryota; Metazoa; Chordata; Amphibia; Anura; Dicroglossidae.